Pseudopipra pipra is the source of this 2934-nucleotide messenger RNA. Its product is annotated as oocyte zinc finger protein XlCOF19-like. The coding region runs from base 1327 to 2211 and encodes 294 amino acids. The transcript is spliced from 2 exons. Gene Ontology annotation, cellular component: nucleus. NCBI's taxonomy places the organism in Eukaryota, Metazoa, Chordata, Aves, Passeriformes, Pipridae. The record is from RefSeq and is a predicted model, not a curated record. Gene Ontology annotation, molecular function: DNA-binding transcription factor activity, RNA polymerase II-specific; RNA polymerase II cis-regulatory region sequence-specific DNA binding. Gene Ontology annotation, biological process: regulation of transcription by RNA polymerase II.
GCCUGGACAGUGGGGACCACUGGGAUCCCUGGGACAACAAAGUGGAGAACCUGGAGAAGGGGAAUGUCUGGGAACUCGGCAUCCCGAAGGCGAGGGUCAGAGGAGAAGGGAGCCUUGGGACCCCCAACACUCCCAGCAUCCCUGAGUGGGACCCCCAGCAUCUCAGAAAGGGAAGCAAUUCCCAACACCAGAGGGAAGAGACCAGAGAGGGGUAACUCCUGGGAGAAUUUCUUUGGGUUAACCUUCAUAUUUUGGAGUAGUUUUUUAGCUGAAUCUCAACUUUUUGCACUUUGGGUGGGCGAGGGUUUUCUUGCUAUUUCUGAGAGGGUUUUUGCCUGAAUCUCUGAGGUUUGGGUUUUUCUGGGCUGAAUCUUGGUGUUUUGAAGGUUUUUAUGGUCACAGGAUGCCCGGUGAGUUCUAGAGAUGGACUUGGGCAGGAGGAACCCCCAAGCCAAUGCACUCAGCCCUUGUUUUCCCCCCAUCAGGAUUUGUCCUUCCCAAAGCUUGGGCGGAUGGAGGAGGAGGCUGCGAGGAAGAGGAAGAUGCCUUGGGCCCCCCAGGCAGGUGAGGAGGAAGUCAGUGUCCCUUUGGGCGGGUGUUGUGCUGGCUCUGUCAGCCGAGCAUGGCCCCGGCUGCAGGACAACCCCGCUGGCGCCGCCGUCCUGCUGGGGCCGGAGUUGGGGGGAUGUCCUUGGCCUUCCCUGUGGGCCGGAGGCAAAUCCCCUCCCUGUCCUUCUUGCUUCCUGCCCCAGGCCCCGAGCUGAGGACGGAGAGCCCGGAGGACAAAUCCCCCCGUGAGACCCUGGUGGGAGAGGCCGUUUUGAAGGGCUCCCCGGCGCAGGAAGGCAGCGGGGAGGAAAAGGGCCGGAGAUCCCCCCGCAGGAGGGGCUCCAAAGCCAUCCCAGGGGGUUCUGAGGAGGAAAGAGCCAGCCUGUGCCAGGAAGGUGGCCAGAGCCUGAGUGGGAGCUCUGACUUGGUGGUCCCUGAGCAGCCUCCCAGCAGAGAGAAACCCUUCAGGUGCUUGGAAUGUGGGAAGAGCUUCAGGCAGAGCACCCACCUGCUCCGACACCAGCACAUCCACACUGGUGAACGGCCCUACACGUGUGGGGAAUGUGGGAAGAGCUUUAGCCGGAGCUGCCACCUGAUCCGACACCAACGCAUCCACACCAGGAAACAGCCCGGGAAAGCGGAUUUGUCCUUCCCAAAGCUUGGGUGGAUGGAGGAGGAGGCUGCGAGGAAGAGGAAGAUGCCUUGGGCCCCCCAGGCAGGUGAGGAGGCAGUCAGUGUCCCUUUGGGCGGGUGUUGUGCUGGCUCUGUCAGCCGAGCAUGGCCCCGGCUGCAGGACAACCCCGCUGGCGCCGCCGUCCUGCCGGGGCCAGAGUUGGGGGGAUGUCCUUGGCCUUCCCUGUGGGCCGGAGGCAAAUCCCCUCCCUGUCCUUCUUGCUUCCUGCCCCAGGCCCCGAGCUGAGGACGGAGAGCCCGGAGGACAAAUCCCCCCGUGAGACCCUGGUGGGAGAGGCCGUUUUGAAGGGCUCCACGGCACAGGAAGGCAGCGGGGAGGAAAAGGGCCGGAGAUCCCCCCGCAGGAGGGGCUCCAAAGCCAUCCCAGGGUGCUCUGAGGAGGAAAGAGCCAACCUGUGCCAGGAAGGCGGCCACAGCUUGAGGGGGAGUUCUGAGCUGGUGGUCCCUGAGCAGCCUCCCAGCAGAGAGAAACCCUUCAGGUGCUUGGAAUGUGGGAAGAGCUUCAGGAAGAGCUCCAACCUCCUUACCCACCAGCACAUCCACACUGAGGAACGUCCCUACAUGUGUAGGGAAUGUGGGAAGAGCUUCAGGCAGAGAUCCAGCCUGAUCCGACACCAGCACAUCCACAGUGGGAAACGGCCCCACACAUGUGAGGAAUGUGGGAAGACCUUCAGGGACAGCUCCACCCUCUGCAUCCACCAGCGUAUUCACACUGGGGAACGACCCUACAAGUGCUCAGAAUGUGGGAAGAGGUUCCAGACCAGCUCACAUCUCCUGAAGCACCAGCGGACGCACACGGAUGAGAGGCCCUUCCGCUGCACUGACUGCAAGGAGGGCUUCAGGCGGAACUCCACCCUCAUCAUCCACCGACGCAUCCACACCGGGGAGAGGCCCUACAAGUGUGUGGAGUGUGGGAAGAGCUUCAGCCAGAGGUCUAAUUUGAACAAACACCAACGGACCCACCAGUAAGGGAAGUCCUAGCAGUGCCCCAACUGCAGGAAGAGCUUCGGCUGUAGGACUGACACGCAAAAAAGGUUUCAAAAGGUCUUUGGGAUUUUGAGUAUCUGCACUCCAACAUCAGUUUAUUCUUUUGAAUAAGUGUAAGUUUAACCUCAUUUUAGUCUGAAAGCCAAAUUCACCACUACCCCAUUCCCUGAUAACCGUGGGCUGAUUCUGACAAGUGAGGCAGAAAUUACCCACUGCCCAGCAAAAACCAGUGGGGCCAGCCAGUGGUCUCUGCCCUGGCAGCCCAGUUUCCCCAGUCUCAUCUCAAAAUGACCAGUUACACUGAAGCAAAGAGCACUGGAACCAGUGCAACAAGCCCCAGUCUGACUUUGACACCUGCCCACAUGUCCUGUUUUCUGCUGCUCUACAGACUUCCUUCUUUAAAAUACAAUGGAAAAAUGAACAGUUUUUGGGGUUGUUUUGGUUUUGGGCUUGGGGUUUUUUUCCCUCCCACUGUUCUCAUUAACCUCAUUUCAAAUCUAUUUCGGUGUUUGAAGAUGAAUUAAAAUUUUGAAUGAUUUUUAAUGUUAAUGCCUUGACCAAAGUAUCAAAACAUGAAAAAUACAAAAAAACCCACACCACAAAGCUGUCCAUUUUUGUCACAGUCAAACACUCAGAAGUACUAACAUAAUCACAGUGAAAACCCCAUAAAUAAGACCAUUAAAAUAAUUUUAAUAUUUACAUAUU